UAUUAAUAACUUGCGAUUUGGAAUCCACUACAGAGUGUGUACUGCUUCUCUACUCUCUUGAUCUAGAAGUAGCUCAGGAAACGCGUUUAUCCCUGUCUGUAUCUCUGGACCUUCUCCUCUCCAGACAGCACAGAGGCUAAAUACUAGUUGGUGUGGGAGGCAACAGCCACUUGUACUAGCUGCUCCCGCGUCUGUUCUAUUUGUCUCUACAAGUUUCUUUUAUUCACCACUGAACAACCCUGAGCGCCCUCUGUAACUACAGCUAAACAGCGGCGCCUGCAGUGGCUGAGAAAGUAAAAUGGUGGAAGAGCUAAAGAAGAGAUUUGAGUCGCCGCCAGAAACUUUAGAUAAGAUACCCGAAUCUCCCGUGGGCCACCCUUUGAAAUUAUUCCCUGGACACAUCAAUGGCCUCAGUAGCUCUGAUCUUACAAGAAUGCCUUCAAAGAGAAAAAAUUCGAAAAACCACGAAGAAGGAGACGUUGUGGUCACAGAAUCAAAGAAUUUGCCCAACAUGCCCAACUUAGAGAAGAGCAACAAUGACAUGAGAGAAAAGCUUGAAGAGUUGGAGAAAGAAAUGGCCUUACUCAGACAGCAAGUGAAGGAAGGACGGAAGAGAGAGAAACGUCUCCAACACAAAGUCAAUCGAUAUGAAAAUGCAACGAAAGCUAGACGGGCACAAGGCUCACUCAAGAAAUGGUCCAGCCUUCAACCCUCUGUACCUGAGCUCCAUCAGUCCACAGUACUUGAAGACUUAGCAGAUGCACAAGAAUUGAUACAGCAGUUUGUUGAGUCAGAGAGGUUGUAUAAGAAUGUUCUGGAAGCAAUACAUCACUUCUUUUACCAGCCCAUCAAGACGAUGGCAGUUUUCAAGAAAGAUGUCAUAUCAACGCAACAGAUACAAGCAAUUUUUCUAAACAGUCCUGAGAUCUUAGCUCUCCACAGGUUACUAUAUGAUCAGUUGUAUCACCUUCGGUUUCUACCCAAAGACUCACGAGUCGAAGAGUUUCUGGUCAUACUGGAAAGGACGGCUCCUUCAUUCUCUCUGUAUAGUGGAUUCCAGUCCGAGUUCUUUAUGCAGAACCUGCAGAGAGAGUUGUCUCAAUGGCGUACUAAGCCUCAGAUCAGCAUGCUACUCAAUCAUUUGGAGGCAAGGACAGAAGGAAAGUCACUAGCAGACCUAAUGAGAGUUCCAGCAGGAAGGUUAUUGGAAUACUCGAAUCUCUUAAAGCCAUUCCUUGAGGAUCGAAUCAAAGGGACAAGAUAUGUUAAUGAUGCAGUCAUAAAAAGGAUACAAGGACUUCACUCUUACAUCACAUCUCUACAAGUGGAGCUAUUGAAUGAGAAAGGAGAGUGGGAGAGCAUAGCCGAGAAGCACAAGGUCUUUAUGAAAAUGUCAGCCGAUGGUCCUAUACCACUUGAGAUGUUUAAUCCAGACACUAAACUUGUAAAACAAGGUCCUGUCAUUGUAACAGAGAAAGGAAAAGAGAUACAAAAGACUUGUUUCCUCUUCACUACUCAUAUAGCAUUAGCUGACAAAACACAGAACCACCACAUCAUGUUUCCAGAGAAUGCAAUGAUCUCGCUGGUUGGUGCCACGUUAUAUGAGAAUGUUGACAUGGGAGGACAGAUAAUACAAGCAGACAUCAAAUCAGGUCUUGAGCAGGAUAUGUUGGGUUUUCGUAUUAAUUUUACUGGAGAGCACCUCGUGCUAAGAGUUGGUAGACCCAAUGAGAAGAAGCAGUGGGUGGAGCAUAUACAUAAGACACUCGAGGCAAUCAAUAUCAAUGAAUCUGAUCUCGACCUUGAGAACAUAAUACCCGAUGUCCCAAAAAUUGCUGCCGCAUCUCUUGAAAAACUCUUCCAGCAUCUAACAAACCCUCAGCACGAGGACUUCAUUGAUGUGUUCCUCAAUACCUAUCCGUCAUUCACUACACCAAAAGACGUGUUGACUGCCCUCUUGAACUGCAUCGAUGACCCAAAGGAGAAGACACCAGAUCCUACAUGUGCCAUUCAAACUGGCCCUAAUCACGUUUUCACUUUUAACAUGGAAGAUAAUAUGGAUGCAAUCAGCUGCAAUACCUCAAUAUCGGCAACUUCACAGAACUAUUCCGACUCCGGAUCAGAUUCCGAUUCCCCAGUUGAUAGUCCAGAUACUCCUCGGAGGCAGAUCCCUGCCCCCUCUCUCUCCGGCAGUGUAGUCACGCCCACAAGAGAAAACCCUCGACCAGUUCACGAGGUCAUUAAUCGUGCUAGCAUUAGCACCGAUUCAGACUCCUCCCCCUACACCUCGGGAGUUCCAAUAGCCGUCGACACGAAGAGAGAGGCCGAGAACGGCUGGCAGGAACCCGAUCAAGCUCUCGUUCCAUCUUCAGUCCCUACUAAAACCCUCGAAGGGACUUUCCUCCCGUUCCAUCGCCCGGUGAGCCGAGAGAGCGGUAACUAUGGAGACACGGAGGAAGAGGACUUCCCCCCGAUGUCCCUCCCGGUUGGACACAGCUUCAGCAUGUCUCAGCCAGAGCCUAGCAUUGACUCCAUGUUUGACGAUACUCUUCAGAGACUUAGAAAAUCAGAAGAUCUCACGCCACUUGAUAAGAUAGUCAUGUCCCCUCCUCCUCCUCGCUGCCUCACUCCUCAGGAUUCUUACACUCGUAUCACUAAAGACCUUGACGGGGCCCAGGAAAUAGUGAGUAGUAUGAUCUUUAGUCUACAAGAGCCGUCUCCGCCCAGAGAACCGAUUAAGGAGUCGCCACAAGAAGAGGACGAAGAUGAGGUUUAUGAUGCUGUGGAGGACGAGGAUAAUUAUCAGAAAUACACGGGUAAAGUCAGAGCCAGACACAACUCGGUUCAUCCGACUUCGGAGCGACUCUCAAACGCUUCCAAUCUCUCAUUUUCAGAGCCAGACCUCGUGGCGCUGUCCGUUAAACCUCGUGGCAGAGAACCCAAUAAAUCAAUAACGACGACCACCACGCCCAGCAGAGGGACUGGUACUUUGGAGAGGUCUCCUGGUGUCGAGGACGAGCUUCUCUGCAGUCUUCCGGCGACCAUAGCUCGCAAAUUUGCCGACCCUUCUCCCACUCACCUCCAAGCACCUAGUCCUAGGCGUACCGGUCGGUUUAGUCUUGGUUUCAAUAAAAAGAAAACAGGUGAUAAACAGUCGAGAGGGAAGUCGGCCUCCGUCAGCAACCAGCUUCACCCCUCUAGCUCUCUCUACUUCAUGUCUCCGGAGCCUCAGCGAAAAGCCUUUACAUCACCGGCAAAAGGUCUUGGUGGGCUCUUCAAGAAGAAAGAGAGAGGGAAGCUUAACAAGUCCUUGAGUUCUAAUUUCACUGAUGGCGGCGGCGGCCCUGUGGUCCCGGAAACACCUCGGAAAUCCUCAAAGGUUCGACGUAACACUUCUCUUGGUCCUACUAGCAGACUACCUCCUAGAUACAGCAACAUUGAUGACCUUAUAUCAAGUCCUAUAAGGUCUCGUGGUGAUAGAUCUGAUGACGCGUCUCCUUCCAACAAGAGAAAGCUCAGUAGCAAGAACUUGAUGCUCGCUAAAAAAAUAUUCCGUGUCCUCAUGAAGUGGAUUGAAGUGCAUUUUGAGGAUUUCAAGGAGCCUGAGGUUACUGGCCUUUUAGAAGAAUUCUUACAAAAAACAAUUGAGAGUGAUACUGAGGAGUCCCAGCUAGCAAUAGACACACUAGAGGUUCUUAGCUUUUAUCAGAAUACCUUCAAGCAUGAUAACAACAGCUUUGGAAACCUCUUGGCUCGAGUGACAACUCUUGAUGUGACAAUCUUAGAAGACAUAGACUGGGAGAGGCCAGCAAAAGUCAUUGUUGACAAGGAACUGGAUCUUUGCUCAAAGACAUCAAGAGAGUCCGGCUUCCUUAAAACCAUCUCUGAGCAAAUCACUCUAAUCCUUUUUGCUCACUAUAAUGCCAUACUGAGAAGUGAGCUCCUUAACUGCAACUGGAAGAAGAAAGACAAAGAUAGACUAGCUCCAAACGUCUGUAGAAUGAUCAAAUUUACAAACGAGAUGAGUCUGUGGAUAUGCACUGAAGUAUUAAGACGUGAUACUGUUGCUAAUAGGGCACUAGUUAUUGAGCACUUCGUGUGUAUUGCUUGGCACUGCUUUAAGCAUCACGACAUGCACAGUGUGAUGACAAUAACACUUGCUCUCUCUUCCUCCUGCAUAAAGAGACUAUCCAAAACAUGGGACGCAGUUGAAAGAAAGUCGCGUCAGAGAUAUGAGAAGUUAAAGGAUAUAACUGACCUUCACGAGAAAUGCAAGAAACUGCGUGAAAGAUUAGAAGAAAUCACAGCCGCUGAAUUAGAGAAGACAGGUGAUCUUCCGUCAGCACUACCAUAUGUCGGAGCAUGCCUGGAACAAAUAUAUUGUCUUGAUAUUGGAGUCAAGACAUACAAUAGUGAUGGUCUUGUUAACUUUGCUAAAAUGACCAAGCUAUCUUCUAUGAUCGAUGGUGUUCUACAAUACCAAAGAAUGCCCUAUGACUUUGCACCUAGACUAGAUAUUAUUGCAUACAUUACAUCAGUGAAGCCUUUCUCGGAUAACCAACUUUAUGACAUGUCUGUAGCUAAAGAACCUAGCAAAAGAUGACCCGUUUCUCCUCCUAACUAACACCUUUCCUAUUCCCUUACACAUGUAUUUUUCCUUGACAUACAGUAUUGAGUUUGUGUAGAAUUGCAUUAUUAUUCUUGUUAUUAUUUUAUCAUUAUUGUUAUUAUUAUUUUAUUAUAUAUUAAUUUGUGUAUUAUGAUGUAUCAUGACAUAAAUAUUUAAGUGCAC
Molecule: messenger RNA, 4792 nt
Organism: Amphimedon queenslandica
Lineage: Eukaryota; Metazoa; Porifera; Demospongiae; Haplosclerida; Niphatidae
Product: ras-specific guanine nucleotide-releasing factor 1
Exons: 28
Coding region: 299-4603 (1434 amino acids)
Biological process (GO): small GTPase-mediated signal transduction
Molecular function (GO): guanyl-nucleotide exchange factor activity
Source: RefSeq, a predicted model, not a curated record